AGUUGCCAAUCGAUUCAACCUCAACGAUGGACGUGACAAAAGGCGAGUUCGUCGGCGCGGUGACGGCGCUCCACUUCUCCGCCGACGGUUCCUUGCUCUAUGCCGCGGUGGGAUGCACGCUGUACGUGUAUGACUCUGCUACAGGCAAGAUGUUCACGUCGCCGCUCUCGAUUUGGUCGCAAGGGACGAUCCAUGGCAUCGACAUUGGGCGGACGCGAACUUCAUCGCUGGUGCUGUGCUUUGGGCAAAAGCAACUGGGCUUGGUCACGUCUUUUCCUGACUCGUCCUCCGAGGUGACACCGUUGUCUCCAUCGAUUGUGGCGACGGAAUGCAUGGACUGGAUCUUGGACGCGCGCCUGCUGCUUGACGACAUGGACAGCUCGAAGGUGGCGUUGCCAAAGAUAGCCGUCGGUCUCUCCCACAACAUGGUGCACAUUUGGGACCCGUCCACGCAAGCCAUGCUUCAACGGUGUCAAUGUACCGAACGCACGAUUUUGUACGCAAUGGGGAUCUACGGUCGAUCGCUUGAUUCGCUCAUUGUCGCGGCUGGAACCGUCUUCCAGCACAUUUUGCUGUGGCAUCCUCCGCCUCUUAACCACGACCCUUCGACCUCCAGCGCAGCCCAAGUCACACAGCGGCUCCACCGGCAUGACGGCGUGUUGUUCCAGUUGACGUGGUCGGCGACAGGCCGCCAGCUUGCGUCAGUGUCCGACGACCGAUCCGUCCAGCUCUGGUCAAAUCUGAACGAUGCGGCGCGUGAUGACGUGGCGCUUCCUCGUGCAGUCAACCUGCAGCAUGCUUUCGAAAGCCGAUUUCGUGGGUGGGGCCAUACAGCCCGUGUGUGGGAUGUCCAGUUUACGCGAGAUGGUCGACUGGUGAGUGCGAGCGAAGAUGCCACGGUCAAAGUCUGGAGCGUCGCUGGCGAGUGUUUGGCGACAUUGAGCGGGCACUUGGAUACGAACGUGUGGCGCGUCGCAGUGCAUCCGAUCCACACGACUUGGGUGGCCACGGGCGGCGGCGACAAUGCGAUCAAGUUGUGGGAUGUUGACUCACACAUUGCAAACCAAUCGUUGGUUCACGUAAAAGCCGUGCCAACGCUCGUGGCUCCAUCUGCAACCACAAACGACGGAGGACUUGUGGCAGAGCGCUCCAAGAAAAACCACCAUGCGAUGGCCGUGCGCAGUUUGGUCGCGCUCGCGUCGAGUAUCGUGUGGAUCAGUGACCAAGGCCACGUUGGAAAGUCGUCGUGGAGUGCACACGCCCCAGCCGUCGUCCAGCAGUUCCAGAGCAACGUGUGCUGCGUUGCUGCCACGACCGACUUGAUCGCGGUGGGAGAUGUCACCGGACACCUUCGCAUGCUUUCGGGUACUUCACUCGCAGAGCUUGCGAUAGUGCAGGGCCACAUGGGUCGCAUCAUGUCGAUUUGGAUCAUUGAAACGAGCCAUCGAGAGAUCGGCGGCGUGACCGUGUUUACUACUGGAGUCGACUUGACACUGCGCGAGUGGACCUUUCAUAGCCCAACGUCGUCGCUGACACUUGUCGCAACGUAUCAGUGCCCAAGCAAAAAUGGUUGCAUCUCCGCGCUCGCCAUUCCCACCACCGACGGCGGCAACGACGAUCGCACGCUGCUGUGGUGUGGCGACGCACGGGGAAACUUGUGUGUGUUCGAUCGGGCGGUGAACAACUUGACAGACCACGCAUUGCUGCCAGUCCAGCCCAUGCUUGUGCAAUGGCAAGUGCACGGAAAGGAUGUGGUGUCGUCGCUGUUGUGGCGCAACCAGCUGCUCUACAGUUGCGGCCACGACGGGUUUGUGUGCACGUUGCGAUGGCAUGGCGAGUCGAAGCAACUGCACGCCGUGCGUCGCGUGGGGAUCAAAGGCCUGUCGACCCUCAAAACCAUGCACUGGACUCGUCACAACGACCUCGUCGUGUUUGGAUUCCACGCAGCCCAAGCCAUCUUGGUAAACGUCACACAGUCCGUCCGGUUGAUGUCGCUCGAGUGCGGCGGCUACCGUCGACCACACGCUCUCUUUUUCGAUCCAAAUGAACGGACAGGAACACCCCACGUGUUUGCCUUCACAACGCCCGGCACGACGGCCCUUCAAGUGCACACGGAUGCCCUCCAACCAAUGUCGACCACGUUGAAUGGUACACGGAGCCCUCUGCCGCUAUCGUGGCACGGCCAUCAUCACAGCAAAAUGGGCACCUGCGUGGCGUUUCUCGAUCCAUCCGCUUGUACUUCGUGGAUCGUCACGGGCGGCGAGGACUGCGCGUUGCGGCUCCACCGCGUCGUCACCGUUCCCAGCCCGCUUUCCGUCCAUACGACCUUCGACAAGCAAAUCCAUUGCAUUGACGCGGUGACGAUGCAUGGGACCAACGUGCGAUCGCUCGCUGUCGUGGGCCGUGACUGGGUCGUGUCAGGGGGAGGCAAGCAGUCACUGCACUUGUGGCGCGUCGUCGAUGGGCACUUGGACCACGUCGCAGAGCACACACCGUCCAACGUGUCACAAGAUCAGCGCAUUCUGGCGCUGUCGGCGACGGCGCUUCUCGACGACGAACGUGGGGAUGCCACGAUGGCAUCCCAUGGUGAUAUUGCCACUCUCGCGGUGUUUGCCACCAACAGCGAAGGCCAAACAGCGUUCUUCACGGCCAACGCACUCACGGGCCUGAGCUUCCAUCUCAUGUGGACAGGGCACACGAACAAACCCAUCUUGAGCUGUGCCUUGACCAGCAACGGCUUUUUUGUAACGGGGGCCACCGAUGGCUAUGUCGUCGUGUGGGAUGUCGCGCCGCUGCUGAGCUAUUGCCCACGGCGUGAAGUGGCAAGUCCGCGCCAGGUGUACCAGUACCGCGCUCACGACAUGGGAGUUAACUGCGUGUGCAUCCGGCCAACGGGCGCUACGACCUUUGAUAUUGUGAGCGGCGGCGACGAUCAGUGUAUCGCGCAUGCGGCUGUGGACGCCACGGACCGAUCGAAUAUCACUGUGCGCCAUUUGCACGGAAAGAGGAACGCCAGCGCGUCGGCCCUCAAGGCGAUACAAGCGAUGGAUGAUGUCGUUGUGGCCGCCGGGUACGAUCAGCGAGUGACGGCGUGGGAGAUGAACGGCGGUCACGAAUGGACUCGGCGCGGUGUGGCGUAUUCGGAAUGUGCCGACAUUGCUGGGGUCGCGUUGCGCCGGUGUGAUGGCGGCGCAAUUGAAGCUGUGGUCGUGGGGAAAGGCAUGCAAACGAUUGCAUUCCGAUAGAAUGCAGUAAUAUUCGUGAAAACACGCACACAUACGGGAGUCCAGUGUAUUCAAAGGAAUCGACAUAUAUAUAUAGAAGUCAGUCCAAG
This is a messenger RNA of Aphanomyces invadans, 3334 nucleotides long. RefSeq lists its product as hypothetical. NCBI's taxonomy places the organism in Eukaryota, Oomycota, Saprolegniomycetes, Saprolegniales, Verrucalvaceae. Bases 27 to 3245 code for a protein of 1072 amino acids. Gene Ontology annotation, molecular function: protein binding. Gene Ontology annotation, cellular component: cytoplasm. Gene Ontology annotation, biological process: tRNA methylation. The transcript is spliced from 8 exons. The record is from RefSeq and is a predicted model, not a curated record.